AUGGGGGUCACCGCGCUCUGGCAGCUGCUGGGCGCGGAGCAGGUGGUGGAGCACUACCGCGGCGCCUCCGCCGAUGAGCUGGCGCACAUCGUGCAAGCGGUGGACGGCGCCGCCGUGGCCGUGGACCUCUCGCCCUGGCUCAUGCAGGCCGACCAGCAGCAGGCGCUCCUGCCGCACUUCAGCAAGGAGGAGCGCUGCAUGAAGGUGGCCUUUGAGCGGGCCGUGCAGUGGCUGCGCCACGGCUGCCUGCCUGUGAUCGUGGUGGAGGGGCGGCCGCCGCAGGAGAAGCGCGCGGCGCAGCAGGCGCGGUUUGCCUCGCGAAACGGCUACGCCGGCGGCGGCAGCCAGCAGGGCGCCAGCCAGUUCCAGCGCCUGGGCCAGACGCUGGGCAUGAUGCUGGAGGAGCUGGGCCUUCCCGUCUUCUAUGCUCCGGGCGAGGCGGAGGCCGUGUGCGCCGCGUUGAGCGCGGCCGGCUGCUGCGACGCUUGCGCAACCCCGGACGGCGACGCGCUGCUGUACGGUGCCGAGAGCCUGCUGCACACGGUCAAGCUGCAGACCGGCCAGCCUCGGGAGUGCGAGCUGCGGCGGGUGGGCAUGGCUGCCGUGCGGCGGCGCCUGGGCCUGCGCAGGGGCGGCACCAAGGCGCUGGGCGUGCUGGCUAUGCUGUCGGGCUCGGACUAUGAUCUGGAGGGCGCCCAGGGAGUGGGGUCCAAGGGAGGGCUGGCAGUGGCGCGCUACCUGCUGCGAGGCGGCGCGGCAGCGGGGCAGGGGGAGCCACAGGAGGACGACAGCGAAGUUCUGGAGCGGCUGGCGGAGCUGGUGCAGCGCCCGCCGCGGCACGACCUGCUGGCGCUGACCAAGUGCACCGGUUGCCAGUCAUGCGGCCAUGAGGCGAGUGCUAGCGGUCGCCGCCCUACCCUGGGCUGCUUCUCGCCUGGAAGCGGGCGCGCGGGCAAGAUCAAGCGGCACACAGGCAAGAACCCGUGCCGCUGCUGCACGCCCGCCGAGGACGGCGGCUGCCAGGACGCGCCCUGCGGGCCCUGUCGCUGCGCCUUCCACCGCCAGGAGACAGAGCGGCGGGUGGAGCGCAUCCUGGAGCGGGUGCGGCGCAAGCCGUCGUUCCUGGCGGAGGCGCAGGCCGCCGUUGGCGUGUUUGAGCGGCAGGCCCGCGAGGCGGCCGCCUAUGUGGAGCAGCGCCUGGGGGAGCUGGGCGGCGCGCCGGGCCGGAAGCUGCACUGGCUGCACCGCCCCCGCGUGCGGGCGGUGUUUGAUUACAUCGACGCCCGGCGCCGCCAGAUGGUGUGGGACCUACCGGCUGUGCGCAGCAAGCUGCUUCCGGUGCUGCUGGAGUGGGAUCUGCAGCAGGAGGGCCGGGGCGAGGGGGAGCACGGCCCGGCGGAAGGCGUGGAGUUUCGGGCGGUGGAGGUGCAGAAGGUGCACGGCCUCAAGAGCAAGAUAGAUGAGCUCACUGGCGCGCACUGGCGCUACGUGCUGCGCUGGGAGCGGGUGGACUCUGAUGUGGAGGGGCUGGGGGAGCUGCAGGUGCAAGCCAAGAAGCCGCGGGCCAAGCCCGGCGCCGCUGGGUGGGGGGCAGGCGAGUACGAGGGAGACGAGGAGGCGGUGCUCAGCCAGGCUGCCAGCCAGUCCGCCAGCCAGCCGGCCGGCGCCAGCCCAGGGUGGAUGAGCCAGCCUGAGACGAUGUCGGUGCGAGAGUUUGACCUGCGCUGGCUCAAGGAGCAGCCUGCGGAGCACCGGGCGGUACGCAUCACUGCGGUGCAGCGGUACCUGCCCCGCCUGGAGUGGCUGUUCCAGCAGCGCCUGGCCGGAGGCGGGGCCAGCGGCAGCGGCAGCGGCAGCGGCGGCAAGAAGAAGCAGGCUGCAGCGGCGCCAGCAGGGGCGCCCCGCGGCAACGGCAGCGGCGGCAAGAAGGCCGCUGCCGGCGGCGGCGGCGGCGGGGUGCGCAAGCCGCGGGCCGACAGCAAGGCAGCUGCCGCUCGCCAGCUGCUCAUAGAUUACGAUUCAGGAGGGGAGGAGCAGGGGCAGCGGUACGGCCCGCAGUACCGCCCUAAGCCCCAGCUCGAUGGAGACCUGACUCGGUACCUUGUGCAGCGCCGCCCGGGCCAGCAGCCAGCUGCAGCACCAGGCGCACCAGCAGCAGCGGGCUCAAGAGCCGCCAGCAAGGCUUCCAAGCCCGGGGCAGGCGCCGCGGUGGCAGCAGCAGCGGGUGGCGGGCGGGACGGGUAUGGCCUGGCAGGCAUCUCCGCCUCCGAGCAGCAGCAGCAGCAGCGGUAUGCACAACACCUCCCCGCCACGGCAGACGGCGUGCGGGCGCUGCUGAGCAAAGUGAUGGACGGCGGCAGCCAGCCGGCAGGGAAAACGCAGCAGCAGCGCCGCGAGCGGCACCCGCCGCCGGUGCAGCGGGGUUCUCCCGAGAAGAAGCAGCGCAGCCCGCGGGGCGCGGUGGCAGCGGGAGCAAGCGCUGACCCUCAUCCCGCAUCCACCACAGCAGCAGCAGCAGCAGCAGCAGCAGCAGAGGGAGUGGGAGCGUCUCCGGGCGCCGCCGCCUCCCCAGGCGGGAGCGAUUUCGAGUAUGUGGAUCUCGUCACCCCUCCCCGCACCAACCUCGGUCGCCUGUCGCCGCCGCUGCAGCCCGCAGCGGACGCAGCUUGGCCCACCGGGCUUCGGUGCGGCGCAGCUGGAGGCAAGGCUGCGGUGCGGGAGCGGCGGCAGGCACGCGUCGCCGUGAUUUCUGGCAGCCCGAUUGACCUCACCCUUGACUCUGAUACCGAGUAG
This is a messenger RNA of Chlorella variabilis, 2793 nucleotides long. RefSeq lists its product as hypothetical. The record is from RefSeq and is a predicted model, not a curated record. Bases 1 to 2793 code for a protein of 930 amino acids. Lineage: Eukaryota; Viridiplantae; Chlorophyta; Trebouxiophyceae; Chlorellales; Chlorellaceae. Gene Ontology annotation, molecular function: 5'-flap endonuclease activity. The transcript is spliced from 15 exons.